Messenger RNA from Leucoraja erinaceus (little skate), 1274 nucleotides. RefSeq names its product histone H2B.v1-like. The transcript has 3 exons. NCBI's taxonomy places the organism in Eukaryota, Metazoa, Chordata, Chondrichthyes, Rajiformes, Rajidae. Gene Ontology annotation, cellular component: nucleosome. The record is from RefSeq and is a predicted model, not a curated record. Gene Ontology annotation, molecular function: structural constituent of chromatin; DNA binding; protein heterodimerization activity.
AGAAAGGCGAGUCUGUGAUAAUUUUCUCAUUCUACGUGUACAAAACAUCAGGAGAUGUCUGGACGAGGAAAAACCAGCGGCAAAGCUCGGGCCAAGGCCAAGUCUCGCUCGUCCCGGGCUGGACUGCAGUUCCCGGUCGGUCGUGUUCAUAGGCACUUGAGGAAAGGCAACUAUGCUCAGCGGGUGGGUGCAGGAGCCCCUGUCUAUCUGGCUGCUGUGCUCGAGUAUCUGACGGCUGAAAUCCUCGAGCUGGCCGGCAACGCAGCCCGGGACAACAAGAAGAGCCGCAUCAUCCCCAGACAUCUGCAGCUGGCCGUCCGCAACGACGAGGAGCUCAACAAGCUGCUGGGAGGGGUGACCAUCGCUCAGGGCGGUGUGUUGCCCAAUAUCCAGGCCGUGUUGUUACCCAAGAAAACCGGCGGAACGAACAAGUAAGCCAUGGGCAUCAUGCACUCGUUCGUGAACGAUAUUUUCGAGCGUAUCGCUGGAGAAACUUCCCGCCUGGCGCAUUAUAACAAGCGGGCGACCAUCAGCUCCCGAGAGAUUCAGACCGCCGUGCGCCUGCUUCUUCCCGGGGAGCUGGCCAAGCACGCCGUGUCGGAAGGGACAAAGGCGGUGAUCAAUUCUGCGUGUACAAAACAUCAGGAGAUGUCUGGACGAGGAAAAACCAGCGGCAAAGCUCGGGCCAAGGCCAAGUCUCGCUCGUCCCGGGCUGGACUGCAGUUCCCGGUCGGUCGUGUUCACAGGCACUUGAGGAAAGGCAACUAUGCUCAGCGGGUGGGUGCAGGAGCCCCUGUCUAUCUGGCUGCUGUGCUCGAGUAUCUGACGGCUGAAAUCCUCGAGCUGGCCGGCAACGCAGCCCGGGACAACAAGAAGAGCCGCAUCAUCCCCAGACAUCUGCAGCUGGCCGUCCGCAACGACGAGGAGCUCAACAAGCUGCUGGGAGGGGUGACCAUCGCUCAGGGCGGUGUGUUGCCCAAUAUCCAGGCCGUGUUGUUACCCAAGAAAACCGGCAGUGCGAACAAGUAAGCGAGAGAAACUCAACAUAGUGACCCAAAGGCUCUUUUCAGAGCCACUCACCAUGUCUGUGGAACGGCUGAUUAUCGAUUAUGCUUAAUGCGGGACAAAUGUUCCUUGUCGUUGUCGAAAACCGACUGCACAUUGAGUUGUCUACACGGUGGCGGAUCCAGACCCUGGUUCGAUCCUGACUACGGGCGCUUGCAUGUACGCAGUUUGUACGUUGUCCCCGAUUCAUCCCACACAAAAGGGUUGUA